CUGUACAUUCAAUCUUUUCUAUUUCCAUGCAUUUACUUGUAGAUCUUAGGAAAAAAGUACAUCCUUUCUUCCCUUUCUAGGCCCCCAUUGCCACAGCUCGCCAUGAUUGUCCAGAUCUGCGGUAGAAUCCAGUGCGGGAUUGAUUGCUCAGGCUCUUUAGCCCGGGAUUUCUUCGACUGGAUGGCUUCACCUCUCGCAAUACCAUUGAUGCAUGAGUGCGUGGAAGCAAAUGUUCCAGCGGUGCUGUUGGCAUGAUCGUCGUAUUGGAGGGCUUGGUUCUCAUCCACCAGCUGAGAAUCUGGGCAGGCAGGGCAGAUCGAGCUCCCACAGCUCCAGAAAAUUGGAAGGAACAAGCCGAGCUUCCACUAUCUCGCCGCCGAAUCGACAGCCAACUGCGACUAGUUCUAGCGGAGGAAAGCCUUGGUACGUUCUUCUUUUAAACUGGGAACUGACAAAGUUUCUAUCCAGUUCUUAGUUCCAGACGCUAGACUUCGAUGCAAUGAAAGAGAGAAGAGAGAAUCUGGACAGUCUUAAGCCCAAGAUCGUUGACAUGGUUGUCAAGAAGAUGAAGCAUAACACAUAUCUCUCGCUCGAUUUCUUUACGCUGGCCAUGAGAAUCUCCAGCUUCCGGCACGACGUGGUGAUGGUCAUGAUCCUUGGAGUCGAUGGCAACUAUCUUGGUGAUCACAGACAUGCCCCGUGGAAACGAUCUCUAUGUGAAGACGAGGAAGCUGUGGCCGCCACAUCGUCCGAGACAGCAGAAAGACCCCCAAGUAGGCUUGGAUAGAUUCAGCAUGGUAGCAGUCCAACACCAGCUCGGGAGGAAGACUUAAACAGCCUACAAGAAGGAAAGCAACUCCGUGGAUCUGAUCAUGAGUCUUUUAUAGGCAACAACACGAGCAAUGCGUGAAGGGGGCCAGAGAAGCUAUUGAGAAGUACUCAUUAGGUGCUGGUCGACCUCAAGUUCUUACUAAGCCAGGAGUUGGAUGCUCUCCAUGAGACUCGUGACCACGUACUGAGUCGCUUACUUGAAAUGGAUGGCGGGAUGCAGAAUCCGAAUCCCGAUUAUGUGCAGCGCGCUGGACAAUGUUCCCAGUGCCAGCCUAGACACACUGGGAUAACCUGUGCUCAUUGUGCUAUUGAUCUCAUGUUUCAGAAGACGCCUUUGUUUCUCAAGUACGUUCACAGGCAGGAGAAAAGGAGCAGCAGUAGCUGCGGUUACGCACAGAUGUUCUGAAACGGAAAUGGUUUUAAAAAUUUUACUUGCAUACAUGAAAGCGGAAACGAACCUUGAGGAGGAUGAGAUAGAAGCCGCAAAGAAGCACCUCGAGUACCUUGAAGUAAACACUCCUGUGCUUAUUUGUAAGUCUGUUUGACAAACCGUGUCAAUUCAGGCAUUGCGUAGCGAAUAUGCAGCGGCGAGACGCUUGACAACAGCACAACAAUUAGUUCUAACUGCAUUGGACGAGCUGAGCAUGUCGACAACAAGGCUAUGUUUGCUUGCAAGGUGCCAAGGCUGCAGACGGCAAUCCUUUUGGUGAUGAAGGCUACGAGAUAGCAAUUAGAAACGCGGCGCUUACCAACGAAAAAUUUGUUGCUGUUGAGAAUCUAUCUCGUGUGAAGAGGCAGCUCAGAUACUUGAAGGGUCUAAGGAAUAAGAAGGACGAGGGGCAUAACAGUUUGGAAGGAGAAAUUUGCCCAGUUUGCCACGAUGGCAUAGAAUCUGGAGCAAUGGUCCUUCCGUGCGGCCAUUUGCUUUGUGGCAAGUGUUUGAAUCUUAUUGUGGACCGCCAGAAAGCACCAGCUAACGGUGCUGAUUUCAAGCGCAUUGCAUGUCCAACGUGCAGACAACAGACUUAUGUCUCUAAUAUAUGCUGAAGCGGCUUCUUCGAAAAUUGCUGAAAUCCUCCAGGAAGAAGAAGAGGACGAAGAAAAAUCUAUAACCGUGGCAGGGUCGUACGGAACAAAGAUUGAAGCUGUCGUCAGAAGAAUUCUUAGUCUGAAAGAAGACGAUCCGUUUGUGACAAUUCUUGUGUUCUCGACGUGGCAAGAAGUGCUGGACUUGUUAGAACACGCACUGAAGAGCAACAAGCUCAGCUGGGUUCGAUUAAAGCAGCGCAGACAAAUGGGUUCUUCCAUCUUGGAAUUUAAGAAGGAGAACAUCCAAGUCAUGUUACUGCCCACACAACAUGGUGCCAAUGGCCUGAACUUAAUAGAGGCCCAACACGUUAUUUUGGUGGAGCCUUUGCUCAAUCCGGCAGUAGAAGCUCAGGCUAUCAAUCGAGUCCACCGGAUUGGCCAACGUCUAAAGACACUUGUACAUAGAUUCAUUAUACGUAACACUGUGGAGGAGAACAUCUACAAAAUGAGCCAGCAGAAGACGAACCUCCUUCCAAUGAAACAAAAAGAGCAGCCUCUUUCAGCAAAUGACAUGAACAGCUUACUAGCUUGGGACGAACUGAAAGAGAACACAUCUACUUCAAACACCCCCAGUGGUUCUACUCCUGAUACUUUCCGAGAUUUAACUCCGGCUCAAGCUGCUGCUGCUGCUGCUGAAUCGCGGCUCUUGUGACUACAGGCCAACGCUUGCCUAUAGAUUCCUUAGAAGGAACAUUCUUUAAUCGAAAGAUGAGCUUUCGGUAAGUUUUUCUUUUGGCGAGGGGUUUAGCUAGCUAGCAACAGAGAUGGGUGCCAAGUUUCAGCCCCUUCCUCGCUUCUACUGGACGAAGGAACAGAUUGCUGCGAUCAGAGACCUGUGCCGUGACGACGAUCUCUACGUGAAGACGAAGUAUGGUAGGAAACUGAGGCCGCCGCCUCGUCCGCGACUAAGUCGAGAGCAGGAACGCUUUGUUCGCGCAGACCCUCAAGCAGGCUUGGAUAGAAUCAGUGGGCAGUGGGUAGCACUCCAACACCAGCUCGGGAAGAAGCCUUACACAGCCGAGGAGCAGGAAGGCAACUACGUGGGUCCGAUUCUGGGUCACAAGCAAUACAGGUGCGAGCUCCAUCUUCACAGGGGACAGAAGCAGUGGAAUGUCCAUGCAGUCGGGGACAAGUUUCUGGUCUACGAGACACUUCCUCCCGCGACCGACACCGGUGAUGAUCCUCCGGUGCUUUGUGGUCGCGACAAGUUCGUCAUUGGUCGCCCUCUGUCAGUAACAAUGGACAACCGGGCGACAAAUGUUUCCUCGUCAUGGAACUCGUUUCCAGUGUGGAGCUUGCCAGAAGAAGGCAAAGAGGGAACGAUCGGGAACUAUAUGGUGCCGAGCAGUAAGGUGGCGCUGCCGGGUUUAGUUCCAGGCAAAGGAGCGCUAGUCUUCGAUGCCUUGUACGAGACUGUGAAGGAAGGAGGAGCGAGCUGGAGCUCCGAGAUGGUUGAGAAGCUGGACAGGCUCAAGCGUGGGAUAACGCACCCCCACCAGGUCUGCGUGGUUCUCAAGAAGAUCAAGCACGACGCAUCUCUCUCGCUCAAGCUCUUUACGUGGGCCAAUACGAUCCCAGGCUUCAAGCACGACUUGGUAAACUACUCGACGAUGAUCAUGAUCUUGGGAGAUGACGGGAACUAUCUCAUGGCCGAGGCGCUUUUUGUUGAGAUACAGGAGCUCGGGCUUCGCCUUGACACGUUUGCAGUGAACAACAUGAUCCGCUGCUACACAAGAGUGAACCGGAUCCAGGAAGCUCUCGACCUCUACAGGAAGAUGCCAUACUUUGGCUGUCACCCGGACAAUUGCACCUUCGGCCUCCUCAUCGACUGGUGCGGCAAGUUCGGCUCCCGGAAGGAGCUCCAACGGAUCUUCCUCGACUUGAGAGCCUCCCCCCACAAUGCCGACGCGCAGACGUUCAACACAAUGAUCCACAACUUCUGCAAGCAGCGGGACUUCGCAAACGCCAGGGAAGCUGCCAACCAGAUGAAAGCCUGGGGGAUUCCAUUCUCCUCUGCAACGUACGCCAUCCUCAUCCACAUGUACGCCAAGGCUCGAGACUCGAAAGCAGCGGCAGAGCUCUACGCGGACUACCUCCGCUCCGGCCUAGAGCCAAACUUGAUCGUCUACAACAACGUGAUACUGAGUUACGGUUCCAGCGGCUUCCCUGGCCAUGCGCAGAACAUCCUGGGUGAUAUACGAAAGGCCGGCCUCGCUCCAGAUCGAUUCACGUACUGCACGCUCAUAAGUUCGUGGGCGAGAGCCGGAGCUAUGCUGCAAGCCCGGCGAUGGUUCAACAAAGCCUGCAAGACGAAGGCCGGUCCAAGCAUCGAGAUGUGCAACGCGCUCAUCGAUGGCUACCUCAAGGCCCGAGAAGUGGAACCGGCUAAGUUCAUCCUCACCAAAGUCAUGCCGGAGAGAGGCAUGGAGCCGACGCUGCAAACGUACACGAUCCUCCUGGGCCACUACACGAGCAGCGUCAAGGUGGCGGACUCGAGAGCAGUGAGAGAGAUGAUGAAGUCGUCCUCGAAACCAGCAGCAGCAGCAGCAGGAGGAGGAGGAGGAGGAGGAGAUGAUCAUCCCGGCGUGGACGAGUUCCUGAACGAGAUCCUGCAAGGCCUCCGCGCGAUCAAGGAGCUCAAGAGCUACUCGAGGGAGUUUUUCCGCAAGCUGAGGAUGGACAAGCCUCCUCGCUGGGGGCGAUGGCUGGCGGAUGCUCUCGUCAACCAUCUCCACUGCUUUGGCUACGCUCGCGAGGCCUUCUACGUGUGGGAGGGUGUCUCCUCCACAGAGCUCUACCCGAGAGGGAUCUGGGAGGACUGGCAGGGAGCGUGGUUUAUCUGGCUCCAGGAUAUGAGCUCCGGGACUGCGAUGGUGGCGCUCACCAGUGGAUUGAUCGUGUCCAGGCGGAAGCUCGCGCGGGGAUUCGAUAGGCCGGAGCGAGUGAUCAUCGUGUGUGGCUAAGAGCAAGGAGGUGACCCAUGCGGUGAACAGGACGCUGGUGGCUCUAGACUCGCCGUUUGAGCCUUUCAUCUCUAUGGGGAGAUUUAUGUGCGAGGGGAACUUGUUUAGAGACUGGCUGUGGGA
Selaginella moellendorffii is the source of this 5006-nucleotide messenger RNA. Its product is annotated as pentatricopeptide repeat-containing protein At1g74750. Lineage: Eukaryota; Viridiplantae; Streptophyta; Lycopodiopsida; Selaginellales; Selaginellaceae. The transcript is spliced from 10 exons. Gene Ontology annotation, molecular function: protein binding. The record is from RefSeq and is a predicted model, not a curated record. Bases 2685 to 4883 code for a protein of 732 amino acids.